GAAUUCCUACCCUCAGGGAUGGUAAGUUUAUUUCUGAAUGGAAUCAAUACACCAGUGAAUUGGCCACAACGCCAAUGGAUCCAAAUUUGUGGUGCCAACGUGCUUUAGUAUGCCUCCAAGAAGGUUAUCCGGAAAUUGCCCUUAUUGAUGCGAAAAGAGUUUUACUGUUAUGUAAAGAUAACAUCAAAUUACAGCAAAUAAGUUACAAGGGACAAUAUUAUUAUGCCGAAGCUUUACGUGCUUUAGGCCUUCCUGGGAUUUCUGCCUCAGAAUAUGAAAAGUUAAAAGAUCUUUCGGAAAGUUUUGAUAAGACAAAAAAGGAAGAACUUCAGAAAUUAGCAUUAAAAUUGAGGCAAAUAGAUAAUAUUCGAAUUCAGGUAUCACCAGAUGAGGUGGCAGAACCAAAAAAUAAAUUAUUGCUCGAGAAAAUAUCAACAAAAUGGGGAUUUACCAGCCCCAUUUUGUUGACAUAUGCUGAUUGUGGAUGGUUUAAAUUCAAUGGUCAAUAUCCUUGGGAUCAACGUCCAAAUGAACGUAUUUCAGCUGCUAUACUAAGAAAACUUCAGAAUCAACUUGAUAAUGUCAGCAAUAAAAAGUUAAAGGUUGUUUUACGAAAGCUUUCGCCUGAUUCAGCUAAGGAGUCAAAAAUGACGAUUCACUUGGGAGUUGAGGCCACUAAAGAUUUUAUAAUCCAUGAAACUAUCCUAGAAGAAGAUCCAUUUAUUGCAGGACAUAAUCACUUCUCUAACAGAUGUGAAUAUUGUACGCUUGAGCUCGUUGAAGAACCUGGUCAUCCAAGAUGUCCAGUCAAGUACCCUUGCCAUAAUUCUCAAUGUAAAGAGUUGUUUUGCAACCAGAAAUGUUACAAAUUAGCAAUGAAGCUUUAUCAUAAACAACUUUGUGGAAAGAGUAUUGAUACUAUCAUUCGUUCAGCACAGAGAGUUCGUCCAGGUUGGAACCAUAUUUUUAUUUUAGCAUUGAAACUUUUUGCUUUAGCUAAGAAACGGGACAUAAACCCAUUAGAGAUUGAAGAAAUUAGACAUCUUUCACGUCAACACGCAAGCUCAUAUUACGAAGGACAUCUUCCUUGGGAUAGUGAAUAUGAAAUAAUCUAUAUUGAAAUCUUAAAGCUUUUAGAAAUUUCUUUAUAUGAUCUACAAUAUGAUUUUUGGGUAUUUAUAACAUUGAUGGCGAUUCUUGGAGUGAAUGUAUUUAGUGGAGAAGGAAAUCCACGAAAUACUCACGGUAUUUUUCCAUUGACAUCUCUUUUUAAUCACAGUUGUAAUCCUUUGAUUACACAUAUGAAUGCAACAGAAAAAUACAUUAUGAAGGAUUUGGUUCAACAAUCUAUGGAACUGCGUCAAAAAUACAAGCAAAUUGGUUGCAAUUGCUUUCGCUUUACUACUAUCACCCUACAAAAUAUAAAGAAAGGACAAGAAAUUUUUACCAGUUACGUUGAUACAACAGAUGAUAAACAACAACGGCAAUCUAGGAUUUUAGAUAGUUAUGGAUUUAUAUGCCAAUGUGAUAAAUGUGAAGCUGAUCCUCAGAGUUAUUUUGGUACCCCGGCAGCUAUUUGCUGGAAUUUGCAUUAUUAUAAUGAUAAUGAUGAAUCAUUUUUCUCUCAAUUUGAAUGCUUAAACCUAAAAUAA
Racocetra persica is the source of this 1652-nucleotide messenger RNA. Lineage: Eukaryota; Fungi; Glomeromycota; Glomeromycetes; Diversisporales; Gigasporaceae. The record is from the annotation of a GenBank genome assembly.